Molecule: messenger RNA, 2025 nt
Organism: Tuber aestivum (summer truffle)
Lineage: Eukaryota; Fungi; Ascomycota; Pezizomycetes; Pezizales; Tuberaceae
Source: the annotation of a GenBank genome assembly
AUGUCUGCCCGCGCACGAAGGGCCCUCCGUGAUCAGGAGCUCACUUUGCAAUCACAAACCACCAAUGACCCUGCUUCGGAAGAUGAGGCUCCGGCGCCAAGCAAAGCGAGCUUGUUUGCCCUGCUGGGAGAAGUAGAGGAUGAGGACGGCAACGGCGACCAGGGACUGGAAGAGGGAGAAACGGAAGAGGAAGAGGGAAACCCCGAGCAAAGCCCGGCAAAAAAGAAGAACAGGAACAAGAAGAAAAAGAAGAAAUCGAGGGCAACUGAAGCGGUUAAGAGCGAGGGGAAACUUCACCAUGCCGAAUUUGGUGAACUCGUGGCUCCGAGAUCGGGGAGUCUGCAACCCAAAGUGGUGCCCAUCGAUUCAGUGCUCGCGGUCGAGUCGAGAAACUUUGAUGCGAACGCUGAGAUGAGGAUUUUGUUUGGCCGAGCCGCGAUGCCCGAACCGACGGGGGGAACCUUCCAAGGCCGAAGAGGAGGAAGGCAGAGGGGCGGUAUGAGGGGGCGUGAUGGCCGAAUAGUUAGCAGCCGUCGGAAUAUCUUUAUCCAACCGAAGGGCACCUGGCCGAAUGCUACCAGCGGUGGGCUGGGUAUGGAGAUCGUUAGCGUUGGCUUGGACGGUGGUCCCACCGAGUUUAGAUUUGUGCAUUCGACUGCCUACCAGGAUGUGCAAAGGCAGUUCAAGAUUUGUGUCGAGUCGAUGGGUGAGUUCUUCAGAGCUGCGGAAUGACCCCUAGCUAAUUGAAUAGAUCCUGAUCGCAUGGUACAGUUGCUACAUCACAAUCCAUACCACAUCGCUACGCUUCUUCAAGUAUCCGAAAUUUUGUCGCAGCAGGGAGAUCAUGAAGGCUCUGGCGAUGUCCUUGAGAGAGCCCUCUUCACCUUUGGCCGCUCGGUGAACUCUGUCUUCGGUGCAAGGCUCUCGGAGGGAAAGGCCCGCCUCUCCUUCCUUCUUCCAGAGAACCGCGAAUUCUGGCUCGCUUGUUGGCGGUACAUUUUCAAUCUCGCUAUGCGUGGGACCUGGAGGGCGGCGGAAGAGUUUGGACGAAUGCUACUUGCACUAGAUCCUGAACGAGAUCCUUACCAAGUUUGUCUGAUUAUUGAUAUGCUGUCACUGAACGCUCGGCAGCCAGAGAGGUUUUUGACACUCGUCGAGCAUCCGGAAUUCAUCAAGCGUCAUGCGCACCUUCCGAAUAUCGCAUUUUCAACAGCACUAGCAUAUCACCAGCUUCGAAAGGAUGCACUAGCGAGGGAGUACCUGGCCAAAGCCAUCACUCGAUUCCCAUGGGUUCUCAAAAGGCUAUCCAUCGAACUGAGCAUUCGGCACCCGCCCAACACCCCCCUCGCGGCGGAGAUUCUCCCACCAGAUGCACUGCACAACAUCUUAUCCGAACUAUUUGUCGAGCGGACAAAAGACCUCUGGAAAGGUGCGGACACAAAACAGUUGCUGGCAGAUGUAGUCGCCUCGAUAUACUCGCUCCCGCAAAAGUCAUUCCGCGCACCGCCAAGGGAACCCUCCAGCGUGGAUGAGUUUGAUGGUGUUAGCAUCGACGUUGCCCGUCAUAUACUAUCAACCGGCAGUCGGAGCCUAAUACAAUACCUUCCCCGAGAAUGGGCCAGGGUACCUACACUCAGUUACGACCCCCUUCCUCCAGAGGAUGGUAUUGAGGGGCCUCCGUUGUCGUAUCUACAGAAUCUUAUUUCCUCAGUGUCCCCUAUCUUAGGGCGGGCACAGGCCGCGGGCGGGGACAGAGGGGAUAUUGAAGAUGUUGAGGAGGAAGAGUUUCGCCAGUUGAUGGAACAGCUAGCUCUGGAGAUUGCAAGCGCCUCUGAUGGAAACACUACAGGCGAGAACACGGCGGAUGGGGAUGUUGCGAUUGGGGAUAACAAUGGCGAGAGCGCUGCGGAUGAGAGUGGGACAAGUAGCAUAAUACAGAGCCUACUAGGCUUUGUCAGAGGUGGGGGGGGAACUCGCUCCGAAGAUGGUAGUGGUGGUGGUGGCGGUGGUACGGGUGAAAAUUGA